AUGGGAAUCACCAAGGAUGUUCCAUGGGUCGAGAAGUACCGUCCAAAAAAACUGUCGGAUGUUAUAUUUCAAACACAGGCAGUGUCCAUAAUGGAGCAAAUAAUAGAGACUUUCAAUAUGCCUCAUAUGAUAUUCCAUGGGCCUCCUGGGACUGGAAAAACGUCGGCAGCUCUGGCUAUGGCAAGACAGAUUUACGGGUUGGAAGGGAUGAGAGAACGAGUUUUAGAAUUGAACGCUUCAGAUGAAAGAGGUAGAAUCGAUGUCGUUAGAGAUCGUAUUAAGACGUAUACCAGGAUAAAUAUAUCAAACAAUAAAAUAAAUCCCGAAACAAACAGAGUUAUGCCGAAUUACAAAAUCAUUAUCCUCGAUGAAGCGGACAUGAUCACAGCGGACGCACAGGCAGCUCUGAGAAGAGUGAUUGAGAACUACUCAGGAAUAUCACGCUUCAUCCUGAUCUGCAACUAUUUGCAUAAAAUAAUUGGACCAAUAUACUCGAGGUGCUCAGUGUUCCACUUUAAGCCAAUCGACACGAGCUCGCAAGUCAAAAGGCUCGAGUACAUAUGCUCCAAGGAGGGAAUAAAGUAUGAUACGAAGGCGCUGGAAUUUUUAACUAAAGUGUCCUCAGGAGAUAUGAGAAAGGGAAUAACCAUACUACAGUCUACUGCCUCACUGUAUAAUGAAAUAACGGAGAAUGCUGUGUAUAGUGUCUCGGGGCAACCCCCAAGGAGUCUGGUGGAACGCAUUUUCGAAGAGUGUAGGAAAAAGGACGGAGAUGUCGAGGCGAUGUGUAGGGACAUUGUACACGAGGGGUGGGACGUAUCGGCAAUAUUUCAGCAGAUUUGCGACUAUGUGGUCAACAGCGACGCAAUCGGGGACGUCGACAAGUCUAAGAUAUCGCUGGAACUGGCACACCGGGACUAUGCACUGCUGCAAGGAGGCUCGCAAUAUUUCCAGUUGGCGUCAGCAUGUUUUCAUAUUAGAAACACGAUUGCUGGGGGUACACGACUGUAG
Theileria orientalis strain Shintoku is the source of this 1011-nucleotide messenger RNA. Its product is annotated as replication factor C subunit. The record is from RefSeq and is a predicted model, not a curated record. Gene Ontology annotation, cellular component: DNA replication factor C complex; nucleus. Gene Ontology annotation, biological process: DNA-templated DNA replication; DNA repair. NCBI's taxonomy places the organism in Eukaryota, Apicomplexa, Aconoidasida, Piroplasmida, Theileriidae. Gene Ontology annotation, molecular function: ATP binding; ATP hydrolysis activity; DNA binding. The coding region runs from base 1 to 1011 and encodes 336 amino acids. The transcript has 11 exons.